Messenger RNA from Rhipicephalus sanguineus (brown dog tick), 7523 nucleotides. It is a transcript of the gene GlcT, whose product is annotated as ceramide glucosyltransferase. Lineage: Eukaryota; Metazoa; Arthropoda; Arachnida; Ixodida; Ixodidae. Gene Ontology annotation, cellular component: membrane. Bases 110 to 1741 code for a protein of 543 amino acids. The record is from RefSeq and is a predicted model, not a curated record. The transcript has 9 exons. Gene Ontology annotation, molecular function: ceramide glucosyltransferase activity. Gene Ontology annotation, biological process: glucosylceramide biosynthetic process.
CGACCACUCGCGUCGCCUCGUCCGCUGAGUGCGCCGCACAACGCGCGCGCUGCGUCGCGUUCAUGCUGCCGGACGAUGCGCAACGGGGCUGAGACGACGAGAAUCCACGAUGCCCCCCUACAGCGAGCUCGCCGCUGCUGCGGCUAGGCGGUGGCUGCCGCCGACGAGUCGUCGUCGUCCCCGGGACAGUCGCCCAUUGGACGUCGGGCGCGUACUUAUCUGGGCGCGCCCGUUAUCGCUGCGCAUAAAACUAAGGCCGCUGCACCCGGUCGCGGGUCAGCGCUAUGCCGGCACCGCAACAACAACCAGCGCUCCCGGAGAAACCGUCGUCUGCUACGGCUCGCCGCCCACCGCUCAGGGAGACGACGGCGUCGCGGCGCUGCUCGCCACCCCGACGCCCGACGGACGUGACGCAUUUCGAGUUCAACUUCCUCCAGCACUCGCGGUAGCGGAUCCGGAAUACGCGUCGGCGCAGACGUCACCGACCCGUGGUGACGCCACCAGCGCCCGCCGCCGAGCUUCAGCCGCUGCUGCCCGCGGCGGCGUCUCAAAGAUGGCUCUCCUGUUUUACACGCUGUACGGGUUUGCCAUCAUUUUCUUCGCCGGCUGGUGGUUCGUCUGGCUGCUUCAUCUACUGGCCAUCUUCAACGGAAAAAUGAAGCUCCACAAAAAGAAAGCCCUUCCACCCCUGGAGGUGCCACUGCCCGGCGUGUCCAUCAUCAAACCAUUGACGGGGGUGGAUCCAAACCUCUUCAGCAACCUCGAGUCAUUCUUCACUAUGAAUUAUCCGCAGUUUGAGCUUUUGUUCUGCAUUCAAGAUGAAGGGGAUCCUUCCAUAAUGCUGGUACGAAGACUAAUGGAGAAACACCCAUUGGUCGACGCCAGGGUCUUUGUAGGGGGUUGCCCAGUUGGGGUAAAUCCCAAGAUCAACAAUAUGCAACCAGGCUACGAAGCUGCCAAGUACGAGCUCAUCUUGAUCUCCGACAGCGGAAUUCGGAUGAAGGAGGACACGCUCCUGGACAUGGUGCUGACCAUGGCGGAUGAUGUGGCCCUGGUCCACCAGAUGCCUUUUGCCUGUGAUAGGAAGGGGUUCCCAGCCAUUUUAGAAAAGGUCUAUUUUGGCACGGCGCACGCGCGCAUCUACCUGGCAGCUGACUUUCUGCGCAUCAACUGCGCAACGGGAAUGUCGGCGUUGAUGCGGAAGAAGCUGCUCGAUGAGGUGGGCGGCAUCAGGGCGUUUGGCCACUACUUGGCGGAGGACUUCUUCUUUGCCAAGUCUUUUGAAGACAGGGGCUGGAAGAUCAGGAUCAGCUCCCAGCCGGCAUGGCAGAACUCUGGUCUCUGCGAGGUCGGGCUUUUCCAGACCCGGGUGGCAAGGUGGGCCAAGCUUCGGUUUGCCAUGGUGCCGCACACGAUGCUACUGGAGCCCCUGUCGGAGUGCAUGUUGCUAGGGGCGCUGGUGGCGUGGGCGACCAGCUUUCUGUUCCAGUGGGACGCCUUUGCUGUGUACCUGCUGCACCUGCUGCUCUGGUUCCUGCUGGACUGGAUGCUGCUCAGCGUCGUGCAGAAUGGGCUUCUUCCAUUCAACAAAUGGGAGUUUGUGGUCGCGUGGACAUUCCGAGAGUGUGGCGCCCUCUACCUUUUCCUGCACGCCCUGUGGAACCCGACGAUUCGGUGGCGCGCAGGACUGUAUCGGUUACGAUGGGGCGGUACCGUCGAGGUGGUCAAGCCGGACUCUUAGUGAAGCGUCCCGCUCCCCGACCUUUAGGAACAAAAGAAAGUGCCGCGACGUAGCACGCAGCUCCGACUGUGCCGCCACAGCAAAGGGUGUGAACAAGGCAAAUGGCGUGGAAGAGAAUGUGCCGAGCUGCGGAAAGUGCCCUUUCCACACACCCGCUGCCGGUCAGCGCCCGACGGUCUUCUUCCAGUGACGGCAGAUUGUUUGUGUCAUUCCUUCGUGGUUCCUCAUUCGGUGGGUGUGCGCGCCGGCCACCGCGCGGGGGUGGCCGGCUCGAUUGCUUUUCGACGAGUGAAUGCAACGACUUGGCGUUUGUUCCGUGCCGACUCACUCACUGUUGUGCUGCGAAUGGAAAGACAGCGUCAAGCAGCGGCCCCUAGUCGGCGGUGCCAGCCGUUCCGUUUUUUUUUUUUUUUCCUCUGUUUUACUUCAAAGUGCCGGGAGCUCGUGCUGGUUGCGCGUUUCAACGGCAAGACUGGAUUUCAAAAGUGCGUCUCGAGCGAGUGUGCCUGUGUGUGCGUGUGCGUAGACUUCCGUGUGUUUUGUACAUAGAAUGAAAGGGACUCGUGAACUCUUUACUCUUUUUGCUCUGAAACCACUGUCUCUAUCCCCUUUGCCCUUUUUUUUCUUCCCUGUCUGUUCUUCUUCUUGUGUUAUUGUUACAUUUUGUUGACAUCGUUUCCGUCGCGCUUUUUGUUUUGGACUCAUCGUGUUGUUGCUUUGGGGCCGAAGAAUGUGACAUACUCGCGCCGUGGGACACACGCAUGUCGUUGGUGCCGGCACAUCGAUUGUUGUCGCGCCGAGGUUUGUUCACGGACAUCGCGUUCCUUCCUUUCUUUUCCCUCUCGUUUUCUGUAUUUUUCGUACGCCAUACCUUGUUGCUUCCUCAGCGACUUUUUUUUAACUGGACGCGAGGUCGAGCCUUGCGUUUGCAUUGUUUUUCUGUUUUCCAGUGUUGGUUGUUGCCUAUGAGUUUGUUGGUUGCUCGUUGUUUUGAGUAAAGAAGAAGACCUGACCAUGCCUUUUUCUUUCUCGAAAUGCAGUACAACAGGCAUGUAAGAAUAAAAAUUUUCGACGGCCUACAAACUCGCGAAGGCUAAUAGACUACGAUGGCUUUUAUCGUGUGAAAGAUGAUGGAAGUUGAGUCUUAGGGAAUGCAAAGAACAAUUGUGCUUGUGGUGGUCCUGGUACCACUCUGAGGAAAAAGUGCUUUUGAAUGAUGUUCUUGUGACGUCAUGUGUUGCUGUAUAUACAAAGUAUAAACGAAGUGACCAAGGAGCUUUUGUUGGUACAUGCGGUUAAGUGGCCACGUGUCGUUUUGUGCUGUAACAAUGUCAUAAGGUCAAGUUUUAUGGUAUGCUGAAAGUAUUUCACUUUCUUCUCUUUUUUAAAUGCUGGCAUUGUGUAUCGUGAAUUUGCAGACGUUAUUUAUUUCACGCGGUGACAGUUCAAGCCCAACGAAAAUGCCGCAGCAAAUUUUCUAAAGGAACAAAAUAAAUACACCGCAAAGGUUGUCCUUCACACAACCCCCUGCAGUUCUUGGCGGAAUGUAGUGCCUGAAAUUUGUGCUUUUCGUGAUUAGGUGCGAUCUGGCUUUUUCGGUACGGCACUCCAGCAGAUAUGCUUCAACUUAGGUCUGGUCGGGCAGGUAGUGUCUACAGGUACACGUCAAAGUGGAACGUACGAUUGCUCUAGUCAGAAAUUACGAGAGACUAUCUUUUGAAUCGACAGCUAGAUUGCUGUGUCGAACGUGACAGGUGCGACGAAAAAGAAAAGGGAUCCAGGCGUCUAGUAAGUGGUCUUGCAAUGUUCUCUCACUUCGCUUGCCGCCUCUUGACAAACAUUCCUCGGGACCGGAGUUGCUGUGCGGUUUUUUUUUAGCCUCUCCAUCAUUAUCUCCGUGUGGGUCUUCCACAGCAUCCUUAAUUUUUGGUUCGGCAAUGAGAACUGCAUCUUUCUCCAGCACAGCUGAUCUUGCAUACUAUACAACGUCCACUUUGACGUUUGGACGUUGAUGACAUUUCUUAACAUUGUGUCAGUCUAAUGCACCAGUCUUGCGCGUUGCAAAUGUGUGUGCUGUGUGCGUAAUUCCUUGCAGCAGUUGUAAGCGUGUACGGAUUGCGGCAUCUUGCUAAUAUGCACCAGUGAAGAACAUAAAAUUCAGGCUUCCUUCUUUCAAACAAGAUGCGAUAAAACACUUCAGAAAAAUCUGUCAGAGCAAGGCAAUGAUAACAUGAAUGGCUUUUGUUUUACGUUAUUGAGACUGGGAUCCAAACUCUUGCCACAGUCUAGCAUACUUCCACAGACGAGCAAGUCUACAGACCAAAGCAAACUGCGCAACUUUUCUGAACCCUCUACGUUUUCGUUGUCAGUGUUUUGUCUCCUGAAAGUAUGAAAUGUUUCCUCCAGAACUUUUACAUAGCCUUUUUUUAACAAGCAACAUUUCUACUGAGCUUUUAUAUAUGUGGCGUUUUACAAUGGGAAAGUAAUAACAAACGUCAUUCUGCUGCAAAAAAAAAAAAUAAUAAUGUAUAGGUUUUAGACAAUGCAUCAACGUAAUAUACAGACCGUAACAAAAGAGCUGAGUGCCGCAGGGGAAAGUAAUUUGCAAGCAAACCUGCAGAGUGAACUUGCAAUAAUUUAGGCUCUGGCGGGUAAAACUUUCGUGUAACUCGGAAUAAUCUGAGACUGGUUGGCAUGCUUGUCCUUAGUGUGAUUUCCAUUAUUCAGAAACUAGCCUGUAGACUCGUUGAAACAUUUGUACUUUUCCAGGGUGCGGAAACCCAACGGAAGUGGCUGAUCGGAAGCAACCACAUCUGCGUUAAUUUGAAAUUUGUUCGCUGGCGGUUUGAAUUCUUCCAAAUUGUCUUCAAAACGAGUGCAUACUGGGUGUUAGAGCUUCCAUGCCUGGUGCAGCAUGUCAUUCGAACUAGAUGCCAGUGGUCGCGUCAUGCGUUCGCCGUUCUGAAUCCUCAGUUGUGAGUGCAUGAUGUUCUUUGGAGCCAAACCGUGGCAUGCCGCUCACCCCAGUUCAUUUCCUUGUUCGUACAAUAACUUUUGAAUUCAAGAGUUCCUAUGUUAACUCCUAAACCUUUACGUGUUGUUCGGUGUUGUCAAUUCAAACAAUAAUUUGCGGUUCCCAUGAGUUAGUUAUUGUAAGCCGACUGCAACUACGAGCAAAAUUGCAAAAUUGUACUUCUGCACAAUUUAAUGCUUUGACCAUUGCAUUAGAAACACUGUAAGAAAGACCUGUUCAUGCGUUCUGUGUUGUCGCAGACAUCUGGAACUCGUGCAGUUUUGCGAUACAUCGAUAUUGGCUGUACGACCUUAGACAACUUGUUAUUCGAGGGCACCAUGGAAGGAAGCGCUCGAGUCUGCCUACCUUGGCCACAGUGGAGAUGGCGAAACGUUGAAAUUGCUUGUUUGAUACACGAACGCUGCCUUUUCGAAGUUCAUGGUCUUGCUCGUCAACAUAUUGCGAGAGAUGUUUCUCGUGAGUUCAUGCUCACACUUUGUGCAAGAGUGACGACAUACUAGAAGAGGCGCACUAGUGUUGGGGUGAGAGAUGCCACGGUCCUGAGCACUCUGCAUAAUUUGCAACACAGGCGGGGCUACGGUAACCGGGAAGAACGAAAGAAAAUGUGGCAUGCGCUGUUUGCCACAGGCAAACUCCGCUCUGUCCCAUUACCAUGCAAGGACUACAUUACAAUCUACUUUCCACACUGCGUAAACAGUCAGUUCAGUAGUGUCUGUGGUGUAUUCUUUUGAUUCUGCAUUUCGCCUAAGGUACCUGUAUUGUUUUAUCCGCAUGGUCGGUCAGUUUGAGAUUGUCUGUAAAUGUAUUCUUUUAAUGUCUCAUUUUGUCCGUGGUAUCUCAUUUAAAAGUGUUGCCGUGCUCCCGGAAAACGCACAGCCACGGGACACGUCCCGCAUUUUGUCAUCCUCGUAGAGUGGUAGGUGCGCGUGCACCAAACAGGUUGUAGUUUCCAGUAAGCUCAAUUCCAGGUUUUACAACCUCUAGCAGCACCCUUCAUCACUGCCUAGUUACCAGUACCGUCUAACCAGACACUCGUGUUUUUAGCCUGUCAAUUCCAUGAUUGUUGUAACUGCCACGUCGCUAGCCAACUGGGUACUGGCCUGUUUGGUGCAAGUGCUGUUCGUCACCUUUUCAGUAUGACCUCUUCAUCUGCAUGUUUUAGUGCUUCAGGAGGUUGCAUGCAAUCCUGAUCCAUAUCCCGAUCAAUUGAUCGGGAUUGCCGGAUGUGCAAUCCUGAUUGACUGAUCAGAUUCGUCGGGAUUGAUCAGUCCUGAUCAAGUAUGCCGCGAGUAUUCUGUUUUCCUGUGCUCUCGCAACGCAAGGAUAUUCAAUGGGACCUCCAGCACCAGCUUUUGGUAAACUGUGAAGCCUUCUGCAGACACUCUGCUUGUGUAUUGAAUCGUGCAGAAACUGCAGAUGCUAUUGGCUGUUAACUCCUGCCACAAGCUUUACGUUUGUUUGGUUAAAAGAAAAGUUAGAUGUUCCACCUCACAAGGUUAAUGGAUGUAUGCAAUAGCUGCUCGACUGAAUGCCGCGACCUUGGACAAUGCAAAUUGCUCCCACGAACAAAUACGCUGCUUCUGCAGUCCUACUGCUGCUCUCUCGGGGCUGUCCACAAAUCUGCGCUUCACAUCGAACUUGCGAUAAAAUGCUGGCUUUACAUUGCCGCAGGCUCGAGAAGAGGCUUCCAAACGAAGGUAGCCGAUGAUCACACCACACACCCACGAAUGCGUCUUCUUGUGUAAUGCACAGUCUACUGUGGGCAGUGCUCCAGAUAGGCUUCAGCACCACUGUCUGUGAACGCCUUACGGUACAUAGUGCCGAAUCCUAUUUGACAUAAUGUGAUAUGUCGUAAGCUUGCGCUCUUUGCUGCUUCCAUUGGACGAACGGGAACGGCCAUGUCUUGUUUUGAAUUAGCGUGUUGUUGCUCAUGGCUCGUUCGGUGUGCUUCCUGUUAAUGAACAAGAAUGUUUGUGCAUAAUGUCUAUACAUUGGACUUACACUCUAUGGUCUCAACACACCGGCGUUGACAGUUGCGCCCGACGUUCUGCAGCAUCACAGAUUUUCUACGCAGUCUUCUUUCUGUGGUGCUUUACACCAUUCUUUUUACAACGAAGCAUUGCGUUGCUUUGCAUUGCCCAAGGUUUUGCACACUGCAGCUCUGUUGGUCCUGUAGUAACUAAGUUUUGUCGGAGCCAUUGCUCUCGUGCUUUUGCAAGCGAUGGCGGCAGAAGGAAUACUGUUGUCGAACUGAAAAUUGUGCUUUGCUUUAGUUUACUCUGUCGUGUAGCUUGGUCAGCGCAAAGCUGGAGCUGGGGUAAACUGCCAGCAGCCACUAAUAAAAAAAGCUGUGCCCGUUUCGUAAGAAACGGCGGUUGGGCAUUCGACCUCUGCUCCAGUUCUGCUCUAGCCACGGCUGCAUCACUUUCGUCACAUGCUUUGUCCGUGAGCAGUGUGUGUUCGUGUUUAGAAAUGUCUCUCGCUGGGACGAUGCCAUGUCGCUUUUUACAUUGUGCCGUGUAAAGGCCCGCGCAUUUUUCACGUCGAGAUUUGUGCCCAAUGUUGCCGCCUCGAUAAGGAUGCAGCAUUACUGUGAAAGACAAUGAAAGUGGGACGGGGGUAUCGAGUUUUCUAAUUGACCAGUACUACCAUUGCAUUGUUCUUGAUUUUGAGCAUUUUUUUUACAAGACUCAGCCCAAAGUGCUUUUUGUUAUUGCAGCGAGCAAAAAAAGGUGACAAAUAAACAAA